AUGUUUUCCACAAGCACCCCGGGUCAAUUCCAGCUAGCUCCCAGAAAUCCUCGCCGACGACAACGAGCUCCGGAUGAUGCAGCCAAUCCUCCGAACGCGAAAAGGCAGAGGUCGAUACAACGCGACGAUGCAUUCGAUGUCGUAAACGGCAAGGAACGGAGCGAAGCUAAACCCGGUUUUAAGGAAUCGGAGGAUGAAAGCGAAGUAAACAACGAGCAUUAUUUUGUCCUUCAUUUAUCCUCGCUUCCAGCAAGGGUCAAAGAGGUUUUGAAUGGUUGGUUCCGCCUUCAAAGAUCAUAUUCAUGCCAUACCCUUCUAACUCCGCCAGUGCCUUUUCGGUGUGUCAUUUCCCAAGAGACGAGAUAUUGCCUCGCCAUCACCCAAAAAAGCGCGAUUCUUUGGCCCUAUCCGUCCUUCUCAACCUCCUUGGCUACAAAUAGCGUUUCCGUGCUUCCGUUUUCCGAAACAUCAGCUCCUUCGAGCGACACCUUGCCCUUCGGAACAGUUAUAUCUGCCUCAGCUCACCCAGAACCUGGUUUGAUUGUCGUCGCGCCGUCGACCGGGGAAGUUUUCUUCUGGGAGACUAUUUCGAAUCCCACGAUACUUGGGCGGAUUAAGCGGAAACAUAAUAGUUUACAGAGCACAAUUCCCGGCCUUCUUUCAGGCGAGCACGUCACAGAAAUCGUCAAUGUCGAGCCGGCCGGGAUCAUAGUUAUAUUAUCCACAGGGCGGCUUUGCCAAGUUUCCAUCCGAGAUUCCCAGGGCAAAGCGGCCAUCGACUUUCAAUUCCUGAAUAGCCCGUCACGGUCGCAAAGCGGCGGCCUACUCGGUGGGAUUAGAAGUAUUCUCUCAAGCACUGCCUGGAGGAGGAAUAUAGCUGCCGCCAAGGCUGGAAAAUCACCUCGACGUGGAUACCGUACGCUUGUAGUGGCGACGAAUUCGGGGUCGAUUGAAGCCUGGGAUACCCAUUGGAGUAGCGGCAGUGUUUUUAAAAGUCACGUCGACGUGGCAAAGCCGAUCGGCCAAGCGUUGGAGAAAUAUGACAUGUUCGCAAAUGAACCUCACAUUUCCUACCAGCUCAUCGACUUCACAAUUCGCGAAAAUGACAAUUCCAUAGAACCGGAUGGGGUGGAAGACAAAUACUCACUUUGGGUUCUUUAUUCUGUCACUCGACAGGAAUUGAACUUCUACUUUGUUAUUGAAGUAAGUAUCCAUGGCGCUCAAGUCACAAUCGGGCGUGUACGCCAGAUUCACUAUGAACCAGUCAUGCCACAACCCACGAUUUCAAGAGUGCCGCGUAUUUACGUCCCGGAACCCGAGCAUACUGGGUUUGUUAUCUUUGAGAAUGGAAUCGUCUUGCUGUCCUUAGUGCCGUUCGAAGAAUCGCCAUCUUCGCAGCUUUUGUUUGGUAACGAGAUUCCCUCCCCAUUCCAGGACUAUAUCAGAUUUCGAGACGGAAACGGCUACUCUAUCAUUGGAUGUGGGCUUGAAACCCCGAAAUUCGGUCAAAAUAGCCCAUCUUGCGUUGUGAUGGUUCAAAAUUUCGGUUUGAUCCGUAUCUCCGUCCGCCCUCGACCAAUAUCUGGCAGUGACGUUGACGAGAGCAGGAUAACGACUCAAUCCCGACUUGAGCAAGUGGUGUUUUACGAUACGAAACAUAACCCUAUUGAUCUUACUUGCUAUGAAGAACUCCAUACGUCAGCGAGCGUGCUCGAGGACGCAGCUCUCAGACUUAGCGACGAGAUUCUACAAUCCAGCUCCAAAUUUGUUUCCACGACAGUUCCAAGCUUAGACGAGCAAAUGCAAUUGCGCUCUGCAGCACUACGCUCGUUAGGAACUUAUCUAAGCAACCAGCAUGCACAGCUCUCCUAUUCCGCAAAAUGGACUCUUCUGUCGCAAGCGGAAAAGAUGGCCGCUCAUAGGGCAGUGUGGAAGGCCCAGGAAUACAUGUGUCGAAGCUCCAAAAAUGGUGGGCACUAUCUGGAAUUCGUUUUAAAACACAUGGGGGAAGAGUUUCGGACCCAACUCGACGCCAACUCAGGAGAAGAUGACAUUGUUCGACAUUGGUUUAUUCAUGACACAUGGCAAAUGGAACUUAUUAUUCCUUGGAUUUUACAUCCCAUGCAGGAUGUUUCUGCCAAAGGUAUUCGAGUGGACAGGCAGCUCAUUUGGCGAAUCUGGCAAGCAAGUGAACUUUCUUUGGCUGUUUUAGAAACGACAUUCCGGUUUCGGGACGAAAAUGCUGGUCUAUAUGGGCUUGAAAGUUCCCACCCGGACCCUGACUACCCUCUGAUGCCUACUUAUACUGAGCUUCCUGCUCUCUGGACAGCACUAAAAACCAAUUACUCCGAAAGUGAACGACUACUUGACGCCGAAUUGAACAUUUGUCUCCAAUGGAUGAAGCAAACCGACCCCAAAUCUCGACAGUCAGAUCGGGAAACCUCCGAGAUAAUCGAGCGCAUCAAAAAGAAUGCUCCAAAAGCGUUCAAAGUGUUAUGGCGGUUGUAUAUGGAACAACUUCAUUGGUAUACUUCCCAGGUUUCAACGGACGAACGGGAUGCCGUAAAAGAGCUUCAGUCAACCUAUCUUACGCACCGUAAACCCCAUCUUUAUAAGAUAGCGGCGAUGGGCUUACUGGAGGAGUCUAUGACUCUAGCAGAAGAUUUUCAGGAUAUGGACGCACUGGUAGAGCUGAUAGUCGAGCUAGAAGAUGAAGUUGGAAAGCGUCAUCCGGCGGGAGCGGGAGACCCAGCGUAUGAUGCCGAAACAGAAGCUUGCCAGCUCAGAAUUGACGGAUAUUUUCGAAAGUUCGGCGAAGCUUGGGCCACGCCAUAUUAUACCCGACAAAUACUAGCGGGCAAUUCAGAAAUGCUUCUGUCAGUGUCCUCGUAUCAACCAUACGUCACUCGUUUCUUACGUGCGCGACCGACUUAUGCCAAGUUGAACUGGAUGAAUGAGGUCCUGGGAGAAAAUGAUUUUGGCAGGGCAUCGCAAUCACUAAACGAUUUCGCGACCAACUAUGAGCCAAAUCUGUGGAGCAAACAAGUGGAGCUUGCCAUUGGGAAACUCUCGCGGCUUGCCAUGCUCGAAAGCUCCGAGCGACAGGAUUUAAACCAACUUCAGGCGGAUAUCAAACGGUUCGAUGAUAUCUCAGAACUUUCACGCAUCCAAGAAACGUUAUAUGAUCAUAUAGCACCCGCUAUACAUGGGGCAAUUGACCAGAGCGCAGAAGUGCAAUUAGCAAACGAACAAUUCGCGAAAAUCAUUGUUCGUUCGAAACCGGCCCUUCGAGAAAGUCUUCAGCGUGGUUUGGCGAAGCUGGUCGCUAAACGCCCGGUUGAAGCAGACGAGAUGAUUGAUAUUCUGACGUUGAUGGACCCUUGCGUGAAUGAAGGGGCAGAUGGUGACAUUGUCGGCCAUGAAUUUAGCUUAGCAUUGAAAGUCCUGAGCUUAAGUGAUAUCAGCCGUCAGGAUCCCGAUUAUUGCGAGGUGCUUGAACGGAUUAUCUGGCGACGUUGCUUGAUCCGGGAUGACUGGCGUAGCAUCAACAGCACCAGGCAGAAGGGAGGCGAAGAAAUGGAAUCUGCUGUCCAGUCGACCGCAUUGUUUAAAACCCUGGAGGAUCUAGAAGGGUCUGUAAAAGGAUCUGGAGCCUCCAACCGAUUCUAUGCGCCCCUAGACAUUGCCCAAUCGACUCCAUUCCCUCACAGACUGGCCUCCCGACUCCUCCCAGAGCAACGAGCUCGUUUAUCGGACGACCUUAACGAGGAAGCCAGCUUGCUCUCCGGCUACAUUGAAGGGGGUGGGUUGGACGAUUGGUUUUCAUGGAUUGUCGGUGUGGUCAAGAAGAGAUCCUCAACACCGCGGAAAGAAUCACAAGGCUCAACUCAUUAA
Molecule: messenger RNA, 3894 nt
Organism: Uncinocarpus reesii 1704
Lineage: Eukaryota; Fungi; Ascomycota; Eurotiomycetes; Onygenales; Onygenaceae
Exons: 3
Coding region: 1-3894 (1297 amino acids)
Biological process (GO): protein import into nucleus; transcription-dependent tethering of RNA polymerase II gene DNA at nuclear periphery; poly(A)+ mRNA export from nucleus
Cellular component (GO): nuclear pore outer ring
Molecular function (GO): protein binding; structural constituent of nuclear pore
Source: RefSeq, a predicted model, not a curated record